AAGGAGCCGCAGAGCGCAUCCCGCUGUCGCAGCAACAAUACUUGGAUCCCUGGACGACUCGCGAUCCUGCCUUCUUCAGGCAUCCUACGGCAGAGCAGCUUGCGGCCAUCAGAGAAGAAGAGGAGGAGGACGAGAGUAUCGGGAGUGACGAAGACGACGACGGAUUGGAAGAAGGCGGGAACAGCGACGAAGAACUUGGCGAAGAAGACGAGACCCCCGAAGAAGGAAGCUAUAGCGAGCAUAGCGAAGGGGAACAGAGCGAAGAAGAAGAAGAAAGCGAGGAAGGAGAAGAGGAGCACGACGAAGAGCCUGCUGGAUCAGAGUGGAGAGCCGUGCCAGAAGAAGCGCUGUGUACGGGUACGGAGGCUGAGGAUCUAGAGGCGGCCCGCAAAAGAAAAGAGAUCGCGGCUGUGAAGGAGUUAGAGCUCGCAAGCGCGGCAAGUCUGCAGAUUCACGACGAUCCGAGCAGAGAUCCGGAGCCGCCCCGGCCUGAAGAUGGCGACCUCGCGGCCAUGACUCCGACCCCAUCAGCGCGGCGACGGAGCCGAUCCCCCUCCUCCUCAACCCGUCCCCCAGUUCGCCGACGUACCGAUACGGGCGAUCGGUCUUCGUCCCCGAUCACUCUCUCGCCGUCCCCUUGACUACCUCACCCUCCGCCAGCUCACCACCCCCAUCACGUUCCCCUCCAAUCCAUUUCCUAGCGACACCUUCCGCCACUUCUACGUUGCUCGCCUCGC
This is a messenger RNA of Chara braunii, 737 nucleotides long. The record is from the annotation of a GenBank genome assembly. NCBI's taxonomy places the organism in Eukaryota, Viridiplantae, Streptophyta, Charophyceae, Charales, Characeae.